AUGGACGCAUUUCCAUCCGAAGUUCUGCACAUUGUUUUCUCGCACCUUGAACUCAAAGACGUCGGCCAAUUUCGUCUCGCAUGCAAGACUUUCAACGAUAUUAGCGCUUACAUCUUCUUUCAAAACAUUACCUUUUAUUUACACACGGACGAUUUGCGACACCUUCGACAUGUCACGCAGAAGUAUCCGACAUGCAUACGAUCUCUCGUGUAUAGAGGCAGAACGAUCGUGGACGAAGUGUGUGCCGACGACUUUGCCGAACAACAUUCAGAGUACAUGAUCUUGAAGUAUGGAAGGGAGCUCGAACAUUCCUCAGACGACUUACAAGAACAAUAUGCGCGGUAUAAAGACAAGCUCGCGGCUCAGCGUAGGCUGAUUGAUGCCAAAGAUGAUUUCAGAUGCUUGGCUGAAGUAAUAGGAAGCCUUCCACAGCUCCAGUCCAUCACUGUCAAUCCAGACGUGUACUUCUUCCCUGACCACAAUCCACACAACCUCAAGUCCCCCUUUGAUGAACUCUUUUAUGAAUGCAGCCAAAAGUCCGGGUUUGAUUUGGUUCGUCAUGUCGAGGCCGUCUUCUCCGCCUUGCAAAGAGCAGCCGCCAAGAUCGAAGUUUUGCGCCUCGGCCCCGUCCACUGGCGGGUGAUUGAGCACAAUGUCAGUGUACUGAGCACACCUAUUCAAGCACUCUCAAACUUGAGACAUCUUGAGCUGGUCUUCACCCUAGGAAAAUGGUCGCCGUGCCAAGCCUCGGCGUGCCGCGAGGUGGUGAGGUCAGGCGCAUUGCGGAGCUUCCUGAGCACUCUCCCUCACCUCGAGGUCCUGAAUGUGGAUUUCUCCUCGAUAGGCCACUCACGGAAGUUUGGUGCUUCCGUCGAUGAUAUAAUACCCUCGGAUCGUACAUGGAGGUACCUCCACAGUCUGGCCCUGAGGAAUAUGGAAGAGGGACAACAAGACUUUAUGAGUGUGAUGGAGCGACACAAGGAAUCUCUUCGAGAAGUGUGUCUUUCAAAUAUCAGACUUGGCGAGAUAUCCCUGCCUGUCCUUCUGGAAGAAAUACGAAACACCUUGAGCUUGAGUUAUACUUGUAUCUGUGGUUUCAUCACCGGGUCGGCUGAUGCUCAAGGCAAAACGGAGUGGCUGUUGCUGCGCUCUACGAUUGGUGGGGAUUGGCAUCGGGUCAUCAAUUAUUGUUGUCGCGGCAGUGGCUCACCCAAAAAUGGGGUUUGCCCAAUAUCAGAAGAUUGGGACAUGAAUCGAACAGACGAUGACAAAAUCCAAUAUGAGGAGAUAUAUCAAUACGAGGCUCGAUUUCGCCGUUCUCAACCAUUUCCUGGAUUUUUUGCGGCCAAGAAGAACGGUCCAGGAUGCUAA
Molecule: messenger RNA, 1371 nt
Organism: Pestalotiopsis fici W106-1
Lineage: Eukaryota; Fungi; Ascomycota; Sordariomycetes; Amphisphaeriales; Sporocadaceae
Exons: 2
Coding region: 1-1371 (456 amino acids)
Molecular function (GO): protein binding
Source: RefSeq, a predicted model, not a curated record